This is a messenger RNA of Alnus glutinosa, 5901 nucleotides long. RefSeq lists its product as uncharacterized. Lineage: Eukaryota; Viridiplantae; Streptophyta; Magnoliopsida; Fagales; Betulaceae. The record is from RefSeq and is a predicted model, not a curated record. The coding region runs from base 1 to 5796 and encodes 1931 amino acids. The transcript is spliced from 11 exons. Gene Ontology annotation, molecular function: ATP binding.
AUGGUGAAUAAUAAUUGGCCCUAUAAUACCUUUAGGCACUGUCUAUGGAUUUUGGGAAAUGAAAGAACCCUGUGUAAUGGUGAAUCUGAUUGGGAAGCCUUAGUCCGUGAUGCUAAGAAUCGCCAAUGUUUCUUUAAUGCCGAUGAAGAUCAUGAUUUGAACAAAGCAAUAUUGGAUGUGAAGAAAGAGUUUGAACAAUUUGACAAUUUGUGCAAUGGGGAUAGCAUACUUUUCAGAAGUGCUAGGUGGAAGGUUCUUUUCAGUGAUAACUUUCUGAAGGCAUUUCAAAAACUGAAGUCUGUACAGACAAAGAAAUUAGUCAUAUACCUUCUAGUUAAACUUUCUAGCGGAUGGAGACCCAAGAGGAAGCAUGUAGAUCCCAUUUGUGGAGGUUCUUCACAGAUUUUACAGCAAUUUAAGGUUAAAGGUCUUUAUGUUGUUUGUGCAAAUGAUAUAGCAAAAGAUUGGAGCGACGUGGUGACAGAAUUUAGGUACUAUCAAGUUUUGAAGAUCUGGGAUAUAUUACCUGUGUGUGAUAUUCCAAAAUUAAUCAAACGUCUUGAGAGUUUGUUUGGAAAACAUACAGAUGACUUUAUUAAUCACUGCAAAGAGAGAUGUCUGGAGGGGAAUUUGGAAGUUCCAAAGAGUUGGUCAUGUUCUUCUGAUAUUGUCAGGAUGAAGAAUCUUGAUAGCAGUGAAAAUGAGAUCGAUUUAAGUGGUUCUACUUUUGAUGGUAGAAGUUAUGUUGAGAAUGUACAGGUUAGUGAGAGUCUGAUGCUGAUGAAAUUCUACUACUUAUCAUCAGGUGUAGUUGGCCACUUGCUUUCUAAUCAUGAUGGUGUUGAAUUGGAUCUUCCAUUUGAAGUAACUGAACAAGAGUUGGACAUAAUCCGUUUUCGUAGAAGUACCUUUAUACUUGGUCGGUCAGGUACUGGGAAAACAACUGUUUUGACUAUGAAGUUAUUUCAAAAAGAAAAACAGCACCAUAUGGCAAAAGACUUAUUAUAUGGUGUCAAGAGCGAUAUACCUGUGCAUAGUCAGGAAAAGGAAGCCGAUGAGACUAUUGCAGAAAAAGAGGGUACCAUAUUGCGCCAGCUUUUCGUGACAGUCAGUCAUAAAUUGUGUUAUGCUGUCAAACAACACGUUUCUCAUUUGAAAAGCUUUGCCUGUGGUGGUAAUUUUUCAAAAGGAAGCAGUUCAAUUGAUUUUGAUGGUUUUGAUGAUGUAGCCCAAUUCAAGGAUGUCCCAGAUACUUUUGUUGAUGUUCCACCCGAGGCAUACCCUCUUGUCAUUACAUUUCAUGAUUUUCUGAUAAUGCUUGAUGGAAGUGUGGGUAAUUCAUACUUUGAAAGAUUCCAUGAAGUAAGGAAACAUUCUCUUGGUAAGGUUCGUGGUGGAUCAGUUGCCUUACAGACAUUUAUAAGGAAGAAAGAAGUUAACUAUGAAAGGUUUAGUUCAUCAUACUGGCCCCAUUUCAAUGACCAGUGUACAAAGAAUCUUGACUCUUCAAGAGUUUUUACAGAGAUUAUUUCUCAUAUAAAAGGUGGCCCACAAGCUCUAGAGCUAGGUGAUGGUAAACUCAGUGGUAAAGACUAUGUUUCAUUAUCAGAGGGCCGAGUGUCCAGUUUAAAUAAAUGGGAGAGAGAGAUAAUAUAUGAAGUCUUUCAAAAGUAUGAAAAAAUGAAGGUUAAAAAUGGUGACUUUGAUAUGGCCGAUCUUGUAAUUGAUCUUCAUUGUCGAUUGAGUGUUGAAAGAUACAAGGGUGAUGAAAUUGAUUUUGUAUAUGUGGAUGAGGUGCAGGAUCUCACAUUGAGCCAAAUUGCACUAUUCAAAUAUAUCUGUAAAAAUGUAGAAGAAGGUUUUGUUUUCUCUGGUGACACAGCACAAACAAUUGCGAAGGGAAUCGAUUUUAGAUUCCAGGAUAUAAGAUCUCUGUUCUACAAGAAGUUUCUACUGGAAUCUAAAAGCUGUGGACAUGAUAAAAGAAAAAAGAAAGGGAUAAUCUCAGAUAUUUUCCAUUUGAGCCAAAAUUUCCGUACUCAUGAUGGGGUUCUUAAACUUUCACAGAGUAUUAUUGAACUUCUUUAUCGUUUCUUUCCUCAAUCUGUUGAUGUUUUGCAGCCUGAGACUAGUCUUAUAAAUGGUGAAGCUCCAAUCUUGCUUGGGUCAGGGAACAAUCAAAACACGAUCAGUACUAUUUUUGGAAAUAGUGGAAAAUCUGGAAGGAGUUUUGUUGGCUUUGGUGCAGAGCAAGUAAUAUUGGUAAGAGAUGAUCAUGUUCGGAAGGAAAUUACCAAUUAUGUUGGGAAGCAAGCUCUUGUUCUAACUAUUGUGGAGUGCAAGGGCCUUGAGUUUCAGGAUGUAUUGUUGUACAACUUUUUUGGAUCAUCACGUCUGAAAAAUCAAUGGAGGGUGAUAUAUAAAUAUAUGGAGGAACAACAUUUACUCAACUCAACUUCUCCUUCUUCCCCAAGUUUCAAUGAGGCUAAACACAAUGUCUUGUGCUCAGAACUGAAGCAACUUUAUGUGGCUGUCACUCGUACGAGGCAGAGGUUGUGGAUCUGUGAGAAUGUAGAGGAAUUCUGCAGACCUAUGUUUGACUAUUGGAAGAAAAAGUGUCUUGUCCAAGUCAAACAGCUAGAUGACUCACUUGCUCAGGAAAUGCAAGUUGCCAGCAGCCCAGAGGAGUGGAGGUUGCGGGGAAUCCAUUUGUAUCAAGAGUGUAACUAUGAAAUGGCAACAACGUGCUUUGAGAAAGCUGGAGAUACUUAUUGGGAAAGAAGGUCCAAGGCUUCUGCCCUCAGAGCGACUGCUGACCGCAUGCCCCAUUCAAAACCUAAAGCGGCAAAUGAGAUCCUUAGGGAAGCUGCAGAAAUAUUUGAAGCCAUAGGCAUGGCUGAUUCUGCUGCCCAAUGUUUCUUUGAUUUGGGGAAGUAUGAAAGAGCUGGGAGGCUUUAUUUGGAAAAAUGUGGCAAGCCUGAGCUAAAAAGAGCUGGGGAAUGCUUUUCUCUAGCCGGAUGCUAUGAACUUGCAGCUAAUGUGUAUGCUAGGGGCUAUUUUUUCUCAGACUGUUUGAAAGUUUGCACCAAAGGAAAAUUAUUUGACAUGGGUUUUCAGUACAUUCAGGAUUGGAAACAACAUGCAACUACAGAUUUGGGUGUGGUUAGAAUGGGAAAAGAAAUAGACAAAAUUGAACAAGUGUUUCUAGAGAGUUGUGCUCUUCAUCAUUAUAAGCUUAAGGAUAGCAGAUCCAUGAUGAAAUUUGUUAAAGCUUUUCAAUCCAUAGAUUUGAUGCGCAAGUUCUUGAAGUCUCAUGGUUGUCUUGAUGAGCUUCUGAUGUUGGAAGAAGAAUCAGGAAACUUCUUGGAAAACAUACCGAGGCAGAGAGGGGAGAUUCUACAGGAAGCUGAUCUCCUAGGGAAGGCUGGGAAUUUCACAGAAGCAUCCUUGUUAAUUCUUUCCUAUGUACUGUCCAACUCACUUUGGGAACCUGGAAGCAAAGGCUGGCCGCUAAAGCAGUUUACACAAAAGCAGGAGCUUUUAGCAAAAGCCAAGACAUUUGCAAAGAAUAGGUCCAAAAACUUUUUUGAUUUUGUUUGUACUGAGGCUGAUGUUUUAUCAAGUGAGCAGAGUAACUUGUUCACGAUGAAAAAUUAUUUGAAUGCAGCCCAGAGACAUAAGAGUGUUGGAGGUGAAAUCAUAUGUGCUCGAAAAAUUCUGGAUGCUCAUCUUCAUUCAAAGUCCUCAAAAUGUGCUGAAACCCAAGAUGUUAAUGAAUAUGGAGAUUUUUGCUUGAAUUACUUUGGAGUGCGGAAGCAGUUUCAUAAUGAUAAUGCCAUCUAUCUUUUGCUCAACUUUGAUGCUGAUUGGGUGAGACAAUUGGAUAAUAGAUUCCUUCGUCGGAACGGGAAGGCUUUGGACAGUGUCAAAGCCCUUUAUGAUUUGUCAUUAAAGAAUUCUCUCUCCAUGUUCUGCCAAAGCAAAUCUCUUACUCAUAUCUAUGAGGUUGCAAAGUCUCUUUUGGAAUCCCAAUAUUUGGACCUCAAGUUCCAUGAAAAUAAGGCAUUGUGGCAAUAUGUCGAACUUUCCACUAAUAUCUUUGGCUACAUAUUUCCUCUGGACUGGCAGAAAUCAUUGGCAGAGAACAUGUUUUCUUUGAGAGGAACUGAGGUUAUGAAGAAUUUACUAAAACAAGUCAUACGUAAAAACAUCGGCUCAAAGGGUAGGCUGACUUACAGGAAAAUUGGAAGAGUUGUAAUGGUAAUUCUUGGAUUGGGUAAGCUUGACAAUGAUUUAUGUAAGGAGAUUUUGGAUAGGUUUGGUGGGAUUGACAAGAAUUUGCCCUGGAAGACCUUCAUUCAAACUCUCUUUGUGAAUAUGGGAUCAAAAUUUCUACAUGCUACCGUACCUGACAAUAGAUGUGAAUCUCCAAGAGUGUUAUCCCUUCUGCUGACGCUCAAUAAAGCUUUGGUAAAUACUUGCAGGGCAAACUGGAUUAAUGAAGAGGACUAUAUGUCACCUGGUUGUUUUUUGUAUCUUGUUGAGCGCCUACUAAUUUUGGCGUCAUACUCCCAGGGUUACUUUAUCACUUCAAAGUCUUCUUUUGUUGAAUGGUUUAUCUACCAAGAGGGAGAUAGCAGCCCAGAUUCCACUUCAGUGGGUGAACUGCAACCAUUGCUUGAAUUGUUUAUCAAUGAAGUUGUUGCGCCGCUUAUUGACAAUAAGGAGGAUACAAUGAAAUGGAUCGAAAUGUCUGGCAUAAAUGCGAAAGACUACUAUCCACAGCUGGUGUUGAGAUUGGUUACCAUAAUAUGUUUGGUUCAUCUGAACUGUGGGAAGUUUUCAGAUUUACUUUUUGAUUUGCUUCAAAGGAGCUAUAUUGCUGUGCAACUUCCAUGGGACUUUCAUGAUGUCCUUCGGAGAAGAUUGAAACAUUUCCACAAUGUAAAUGUGAUUGCUGAAGCAUUUAAAAAAAUUAACAAUCCUCUUGUAAUUGUGAGUUUGAGAAAAAAUUGUUCACAAUUUCUAUGUCCAGAUGUCAUUUUUGUGGACAUGACGGUAAAACAUUGCAGGGAGGACAUUUUAAGAGUCUUGUUUCCAAAGACAGUCAAAGCCUUGCCAGCUCAAACUGAAAUUAUUGAAGUGGAAACAACUCAUUCUUGCAGCAAAGCGCUUUCUUCAGGCAGUUAUGAUCUGGUGGGUUGUAAACUUGCACCUUCAAACUUUGUUUUGAACAACAUAAAUGGAAGCAAGCUGCUGCCAAUGGAUUAUAGUUACUUUUGGGAAAUGUUUGAAGCAUUGAAGUCAUUGGAGAAUUUUGGAUAUCCAAAGAGCUUUUUGCCCAAUGCUCAAGUAAUCAAGUUGGAUGCGGACAAAAGUAUUCACCUUGUAAGUACUGUUGUGAACGAAAGCCUUCAGAGCUACUUUCUGCGUGGUGAUGAAAACCUAUUGCAGAAAGUAGCCUGCAUGCUUGAUGAACUGAAGCUACUUUCUGCUGCAUUGGGUGUGAGUGAACUAGAGCUUCGGAAGAAUAUGUCAACAAUUGGAGAGCUUUCCAAGAGAUUGCUGUCAAGAAGGCCAAAGGUGGAACCUAUCUUCAGUCAGCGAUUCUUGCAACACGGAACAAACAUUCUGGUAGAGACAUCAGAAACUAGCGGUACAUCUGUUCACCAGUCUGAUGUUACAGGCAUCCGUAACAAAAAAUGUAAGUUUGGUGAGAUAAUUGAAGGAUUUAUGGGCUUUCUAAUUUUAGGGUACGUAGUUCGAAGAACCCUAACACUUUUAAAAAAAAACUAAUAGAGUUAGAAUAAUCAAUUCUCAUACUAUAUUGUAUUUUAGAACAUAGUAGAAGGAGAUUGCCCUAUCUUUUUGUGCAGUAAAUAUGAUGUGGUUUAGGCAUUC